AUGGCAGGAAGACGGCUCGUUGACGCCGCCAAGCUCUUCAAUGCCUCGAGAGGCGUCGCUCAGAAGCACAUUGCGCUUCGAUCGAACCAGUGGGAUGCUUACACAAAGACGUCGUCGCUAGCAAAAGCCGUCAAGAACCAGACCGACCGCGUUACUCUUACGGCAGCCGCUGCCAUCGCCCUCUCUCAACGCUUCAGCGAGGAAGCACCUUCGUACGCAAAAGCCGCGGCCGAUCGAGCGACAGGCGGACAAUGGACACAGCAGACAUGGAAGUCACAACCAUCGCAGUCUAAGGAUAUUCCGAGAAGAGAAACAGUCAACAAGGACCAGGCACCAUCAGGAAAUGUAAAGGAGGGUGUAGAACAGGAUCAUCACUAUGACCGCUCCAUGCAGAACACGGUCAACACCCCGCCGCCUACAGAGGAAUUGGAAGUGGAGCAACGGGAAGCACCUAGAUCACCAUUACCAGAUGGCACCAUCCCGAGCAAUGGGUUAACCCUGGAGCAGGAGGAUAAAGGAAAAGAUGUUUUUUCUGAAAGACCGGUGCCCGAGACACCAAAGGAUCCUCUAGCACAAGACCAGAACGAUAUACCAGAAGGCAUAAACACGGAUGUGUUUCAUUCCAAGCGCGUCGCGAGGAUGCUUGGAAGCGAUCCUUUUUCGCGGAAAGAGUAUGCGGAGCGGAAGAGCAGCGGCAGGCAUCCACUUGAUGAUCGACCCGUGGGCAGGCAUCCGCUUGACGAUCGACCCAUGGGUAGACAUCCGCUCGACGAUAGGCCUUUGACAUCAACACAGAAGCCAAGCUCAACAGCGUCACAACCGAAACUGUCUCAGGCACCGCAAUCAGAGACCACUCCCAAAGAGAUGGAACAGCUUGCCGAGAUAGCAGCAACGCCAGAGAAGGCAGCAUACACGCUUCGAGAAUCAAGAGUCCCGUCGUCACGAUUUGGCCGCAUAUGGCAAUACGCCGGUUUGGGCACUAGCAUGGCUCUUGGAGCUGUGGGCGAGGGUCUUCGACGUGCAACUGGUAGUGCUGCAUCGACCACCGGCUCCCUCAUGUUGAGUGAGCGAAAUCUAGAGAUUCUGGUGGCGAAGUUGUCACGCAUGCGAGGCGCUGCCCUUAAGCUUGGUCAGAUGAUCAGUUUCCAGGACAUCAAAAUGCUUCCACCUGCGAUUCACGAUGUACUGCAGCGAGUCCAGGAUAGUGCCGACUAUAUGCCAGCCUCGCAAAGAAACAAAGUCUUGAGUAGCAACCUUGGAGAGAAUUGGCGAGACCUUUUUGAGUCAUUUGAAGACGUUCCUAUAGCGGCAGCUUCGAUUGGCCAAGUGCAUAAAGCAGUACUCAAGUCCACUGGGCAGACAGUGGCUGUCAAGGUGCAAUACCCAGGCGUUGCCAAUUCUAUCGAUUCGGACCUUAACAACCUCUCCCUUCUCCUAACAGCAUCCCGUCUCCUACCCAAGGGUCUUUAUCUUGACAAGACCAUUGCAAACGCACGCACCGAGCUGGGCUGGGAAUGUGACUACACACGCGAAGCAGAAUGCCAAACCCGCUUUCGUGAAUUUCUCCAAGACGAUACAGACGUCUUCACUGUUCCCAAAGUUUUCACCGAAGCCAGCGGCCCUACCGUCCUCACCGCCGAAUUCAUGCAAGGUGUAGGCGUCACCAAACUCAAAACCCUGACCCAAGACCAGCGCGACUGGAUCGGCACCCAAAUCCUGCGUCUCUGUCUCCGCGAAAUCGUAGAAUUCAAAUUCAUGCAAACAGACCCCAACUGGACAAACUUCCUGUACAACCCCAAAGCACACAAAAUCGAACUCUUGGACUUUGGCGCAAGCAGAGACUACCCGGAUGAAUUCGUCGAACCAUACAUCCAAGUCCUCAUUGCCGCGUCCAAGGGUAAUAAAGAUGCAAUCCGCGAUUUCUCACUCCAAUUGGGUUACCUGACCGGAAAUGAGAGUCCCGCUAUGCUCGAUGCGCAUAUCCAGAGCGUACUUACCCUCGCCGAACCGUUUAGCACAUCCGGUCCUGUGGUGUAUGAUUUUAGAGAUCAGACUAUUACGGAUCGGGUUCGUGGCUUGAUUCCCGUCAUGGUGAAGGAGAGAUUAGCGCCUCCGCCCGAGGAAACGUAUAGUUUGCAUAGAAAGCUCAGUGGUGCAUUUUUGCUGUGUGCGAGGCUGGGCUCGCGAGUCCCGUGUAAAGAGCUUUUUGAGAGGGCGGUGGGGACGUGGGAGGCGAGGAAGAAGGCUUGA
Bipolaris maydis ATCC 48331 is the source of this 2250-nucleotide messenger RNA. NCBI's taxonomy places the organism in Eukaryota, Fungi, Ascomycota, Dothideomycetes, Pleosporales, Pleosporaceae. The record is from RefSeq and is a predicted model, not a curated record.